This is a messenger RNA of Drechmeria coniospora, 966 nucleotides long. RefSeq names its product Tethering factor for nuclear proteasome STS1 nuclear envelope protein Cut8. The transcript has a single exon. Gene Ontology annotation, biological process: proteasome localization; nuclear protein quality control by the ubiquitin-proteasome system. Lineage: Eukaryota; Fungi; Ascomycota; Sordariomycetes; Hypocreales; Ophiocordycipitaceae. Bases 1 to 966 code for a protein of 321 amino acids. Gene Ontology annotation, cellular component: nucleus. The record is from RefSeq and is a predicted model, not a curated record.
AUGAGUUUGCUGCUGCCGCCACAGACGCCCGUCUUCCCCCACCAACGCGAAAAUCAUCGGCCAUCUCCCCAACGAUCCGGUGCGUGCAUGGCCGUCCCGCGACGAAGAAUUCUCUGCCGCGGUCCACUAAUCCUGCUGCUAGCCUGCCCACUUCCUGGCGGUCCCAUGGCCAACCGCAAACGAAAGGCCGACGAAGAUGGCGAUGAAACCAUGUCUCCCAUGAGCUCUCCGGCCGUCUCCUCUAGAACGCUCGCCCGCCCGUCGAAAAAGGUACGGGCCAACGUCGAGCUCUUCGGCCGUCCGCUCCCCCUCCCUCGCCUGCUCGAGACGCUCGACACCGACCAGCUCCGCCUCGUCCUCGAGCACAUCUGCGAACGCCAUCCCGACGUCGGCCACGAGGUCGUCUCCGGUGCACCCCGUCCCACCGUCGCCUCGGCCCUCAAGGUCCUCCAAGGGUACCAAGACAAGCUCAAGGCCGCCGUCCCCUACGGCGAGUCGAGCCCGGAGUACACCUACUAUCGAAUCAGGGACGUCCUCGUCGCCCUCCUCGACGCCCUGUCCGACUUUACGCACCAGUUUCUCCCCCCAACCGAGGCCCAGGCGACCAAGUCGCUGCAGUUCCUCGACGGCGCCACCGAAAUCAUCCACAGCCUGCCCGACUGGCAAGCCCAGGCCUACCGGCACCACAAGGACACCGCCUACGACGACAUCGCCAGGGCCUGGGUUCUCGUCAUCAACGAGGCUGGCAAGAGAGGUGGAGGCAUCAACUUGCAUUCGGGUGCGUGGGAUCGCAUCCUCGCCAGGCACAAUGACCAAUCCGCCGGUCGUCUUGCCGCCGCUGUCGCCGCCAUGGGUACCAGCGUCGGCUGGAUGGCCUCCGAUCAGCCCUCGCCCGAGCAAAACUCCAUCUUGAACCAGCUCAUGUCGGGCACGUACGGCUCCCCCGUCCGAGUCGGACCUUGGUAG